CCCCAGAGAUCUCGGGCCUCCUCUUUCUCCUCACAAGUCGGCCCCUCGUGCGCUGGCUCCCUCUUAAUCAUCCUCCUCUGCCGCUACCCCUCUCAUCCCGGCCUGACCCAGAGUUGCUUGAGGCGCCGACAGCUUCACAUCUACUUGUCGUGCCAGCCGACUUUUUUCUCCUCCACCCCUCCUCUCCCUUCAUCCCUCCUCCUCCUCCUCCUGCUGCUCGCCGCCCAACUUUCACGCACAAGCCCCCCUUUCAAGAAGAAAUCCCUCGUUUGAGAUUCGACUCAAGAGGCUUGAAACGUACUUUAUCGGCGCUCGCGUGUCAUUACACGCAUCUGUAUAGAACUGGAUGGUAAUACUUUGAAACGCGCGGCGUUCGGAUCGGCACGUGAUUCAAACCGGCGUGUUACGCUUGAUUUAGGGUGUUUUCACAGUCUGGACACACAGGAAUUGUAGUUGUGUAAUUCAAAAAGUGCACUCUUUACGUGCAGAAUGAAGCGCUAACUACGUAUGCACGCUAAGAGGAACUCCCCCCUAUGGCUAUAAUGACGAAAUACAGAGAUGGGGCGACUUGGACUCGAGUCAUUGUUUUGAUAUCUUGUGACUUGACUUGGACUUGAUCCAUUAAAGGACUUACACUUGACAUAACCUGUGACUUGACUUGAUCUAUUGCGGGACUUGACCAUUUUUUUUCUUUUUUUUUUUUACUUGGGACUUACUUGAGACUUGCACACAGGUGCCUCGAUCUCAUUGGUUUCCACCAAAGAUUCAAAUCUUUAAAAGAAAAUGUUAAAUUUUGUUGUUUUAUUUUUGAAGAACGUCCCAAAACUACUGGUUGCUUAAUAAAGAGCAUCUGUGUUAUAUCUCUAUAAAUGUAGUAAUAACGUAUAAUUGUUACUCAGCCUCUUUAUUUCCCCCUUACCCUCCCUACACAGCACAUUAUUCCCCCCUUUUCUUCUUCCUCCUUUCUUACCCCAUCACCCCUCAUCACUUCACUCCUGCGUGCCUCCUCAUCUCCAUGCCUCUCUCUCUUUUUCUCUCUCUCCCCCUCUUUCAGUCGGAUGCUCGGCGCUGCCGGAGACAGAUCACAGUGCUCUCUUCUGCCCCUCGCCGGGAACCGCACUCUUCUCCGCCAGAUAAGGACGAAGAAAACCAAACAAAAUUACGAAAAAAGGAAAAGAAGAAGAAGAAGAAAAAAAAAGCAAGAGGAUAAAGAGGCAGAUAAAUGGAUGAAUGAAAAGUGAGCCAGCGGAGGCAGGACAAGGAGGGAAAGAAGAGAAAAAAAAAAAGCUCCCUGAAGGAGAGGAGAGAUUUCUAAAAAUACAACCCUGCAUUCUGUUAUUCCCUUCUUUGUCCCCUCCUUCAUUCAGUACCUGUUCUGUGGGAUUAACAUGACUUAAAAUUCAAUCAGCCUACAGCCUGACGGAAGAGCGGUGGAGGAGGCAGACAGAGCGCUGCUGCAGCUGUCGAGAACGAGUGAGGGGACGGCCGACGGGAGGGGGGGAGAGAGAGAGACAGAGAGAGAGAGAGAGAGAGAGAGAGAGAGAGAGAGGGAGAUGGGUGUUUUUCCACGGAGCUGAGAUCGAGCGAGAGCCGCGGAGACAGGGAGAUGUGACGGUUCCAGGAGUCGUGGCGGAAUGAGCCGGGAAACGAGGUCUCCACACAUCCCUCCAUCUCUCCCAAACCCACUCCCUCUGCACCUCCCUCCAAGGUCAUCAAUGAACAACUAACUCAGCGCGGGGGAACGAGCGCCGGAUCACACCGAGCAGAGAACACAGAGGCCCCGAGGCAACCUGGAAAUCACUCCUGGAAGUGAGGAAGGAGCUGGAAGGGAGGGGGGACGGAAAGAGAGAAACGAAAAAAAAAGUGAAGAGCAAAGUAAUAAGAGUCUGAUGAAGAAGGGGGACGUGAGGAGGUGAGGAGGGGAGGUGAAGAUCGCAGCCUGGAGUCUUACUCUUAACCGGAGUGCUCGAUAACGCAGAGGAGAAUUGAAUGCGGCCAUGAGGAAAUCACAUCAAGACGGCAUAAAUAGGAUUUUAAGCAAAGUGGAUUCUUGGAUUUCCUUUCAAACUGAGGUCUCUAUUUCGGAAUACCACGCCGGGACCGGGCGAGUAAUUCAGGAUUUUCCAGGUUUUUCUUCAUCUACAGAGGCCUAAGAGGAUAUCGCCGGAUUGGAAAUUCCUUUCGACUCUCCGGGUUGUCCGACACUGACCUACAUCCGCCUCCUUUUGAUGUGUGCGGGGGGCUCGUGAUCGUGGAGGGGAGUAGGACAGGUUUCGACACGCAUCCCACUCAUCCCCCCUCCUCCUCCUCCCCACCCCCGGCCCUCCACAUCCCCAGUCUGGCCCGACACAAGUAGAAACACCUGGGUCGAAAAAUCUGUGCCACACACACACGCACCUACACGCACACAAACCUACACACAAACCUGGAUAACAUGUGGAGCUGAUUCGGAUUAUAGAGCCGCACAGACGGAAAAGGUCUGUGGACAGCCAGGCGGUCUACCAUGCCUGUCCCCCCACCCCUCAACCCCAGCAGACAAAAGCACCCGCCCCACACACACCUCCACCCCAGACAAAGAGCCGACGGCUCUGCCUUCCCCUCCUCCCUCCCUCCAUCCGUCCUCUCCCUGUCUAUUUCCCCCACUCUUCUUUUCUCACCUUUGCCUCCGCCCCCCCACCUCAUCCACCACACCUGCCCAAGGGCGACGAAGAGAACCCUCCCGGACCCCGCCCCUUUCCCCGCGUUUCACUGGCUGACUCUGGUCACAUGCUGCCUGCUGCCGUCCCUGAUCGGAGCGGGGGAGACCUGGGGCGUGGUCUCGGCCUGCCCCUUCCACUGCGUGUGCCGAAACCUCUCGGAGUCGCUGAGCACGCUCUGCGCCGACAAGGGCCUCCUGUUCGUGCCGCCGCACGUUGACCGGCGCACGGUGGAGCUGCGACUGGCCGACAACUUCAUAACGGAAGUGGGCGGAACGGACUUCGUCAACAUGACCGGUUUGGUCGAUCUGACCCUGUCGAGAAACACCAUCCACCUUAUUCGACCGAUGGCCUUCGCUGACCUGGAGAGCUUGCGCUCUCUGCAUCUGGAUGGUAAUCGCUUGACAACACUUGGACCCAGGGACCUCGCAGGUUUGGUGAAUCUGCAACACCUGAUCGUCAACAACAACCAGCUCGUCAAGGUCUCGGUCCAGGCCUUUGACGACUUCUUGCUCACACUGGAGGACCUCGAUCUGUCCUACAACAACCUCAGGAAGGUGCCAUGGGAGUCCAUCCAGAACAUGGCCAGUCUGCACACUCUGAAUCUGGACCAUAAUCUGAUAGAUUACAUAGCAGAAGGAGUCUUUGGAGAGCUGUACAAGCUCGCAAGGCUGGAUAUGACCUCCAACAGGCUCCGAACCCUGCCUCCUGAUCCACUCUUUGCAAGGUCCCAGACAGGUGCAAUAAGCCCAACCCCCUACAAUGCCGUCAUAAGCCUAAAUUUCGGAGGGAACCCGCUGCACUGCAACUGCGAACUGCUAUGGUUAAGGCGCCUUAUCCGCGGAGACGACAUGGAGACGUGUGCCACGCCUCCUCACCUGGCCGGAAGGUAUUUCUGGUCAAUUCCUGAAGAGGAGUUUACGUGUGAACCGCCUCUUAUCACCCGUCACACACACAAGCUGUGGGUCCUGGAGGGCCAGCGGGCCACACUAAAAUGCCGGGCCAUCGGCGACCCGGAGCCCAUAAUCCACUGGGUUUCACCAGAUGAUCGCAUCAUUGCAAACUCAUCUCGGACCAGCUCCUUCAGCAACGGGACCCUGGAUAUCUUAGUGACAGUCGCCCGGGAUGACGGGGCGUACACGUGCAUUGCAAUAAACGCAGCGGGUGAAGCCACCGCCACCGUGGACCUUAAAAUAAUCCCGCUGCCUCACCGGGGGGGAGUAGGCGGAAACACGGGCAGCAACAACGUCAACACCAAGAACAAUAGGAAUGUGACCAAUGGGAUUUUACGGACAGAUCCGGGCUCGUCGGACAUCAGCACAGGGAAAAACGGAGGGAUUAACAAUGGCCGCGGAGGAGAGACAGAAGACGGGAGAAGAGGUGGAGUAGACGUCGACGCCGACGAUGACGGCAGCAGGGGCUCGGAAGGGGAGAGGGUUGACGGAGGGAGCAUGGAGGAGGACGAGGAGGACGAGGAGGAAGGGAGGAUGGUUGGAGUACAGGGAGUGACGUCGACCUCGGCUCAGGUCCGAUGGGAUUUAGGGCGACUGUCUACAGCUUACGUUGUCUGGAUGUAUCAGAUACAGUACAACUGCACCGCAGACGACACCCUGGUCUACAGAAUACUACCAUCGACCAGUGACCGCUUCCUGUUGAAGAACCUGGUUUCCGGUGUGGACUAUAACCUGUGCGUGCUGGCCAUUUUUGACGACACAAUCACAUCGUUGGCCGCAACGAAGGUCCUGGGCUGCACCACGUUCUCCACCAAAGAUGUUUACCCGGCAUGCCGCUCCCUCCAGGCCCACUUUCUGGGCGGCACACUCACCAUACUGGUUGGUGGCGUGGUGGUGGUCACCCUCCUCGUGUUCACCGUGGCGCUGAUGGUUCGCCACCGCGUUUGCAAUCACGGCGACCACAUGAUCUGCCACAGUGGCAACACUGAGGCGGGAGGAGGGGCCUGUUGUCAGGGUGGAGGCGUAGGGGGCAGGGACAAAGGGGGAAACGGCAGCGGGUGCUACCAAUCAAAUGGCUCCGGAGACGUGAUGAUGGUGGUCCUGCCAAAUGGCAUGCCUUCUAAGAGAGGGGGGGAGAAGGAGAAAGAGAAGGACAAGGACAAGGAGAAAGAAGCGUCCGAUUCUGCUUCUUCUCUGCCUCCAAAACUGCCUCCAAAGCCAAGGCCAAAGCCUAAAGUCAACCUGGAGCAGUUUCUUUCGGCCGGGGGGGUUGUUUCCACAACAACAGGGGGAGGGAGUGAGAUGGCUUUGGUGGUGAGGCAGCGGAAGCUGGAGAAGGCGCCGCCGUACACCCCGGAAAGCGACAGAACUCCGCUCUACUACUCCCCCUCUCCUCCAUCCACCCUGCCCCGCCAGUCACGUUCCAGGGAGCGCCCAAAACCUAGACUGGAGCGAGAACUGACCAAUCGUGCCAGUUUCUCCCUGGCUGCUCCCUUGAGAGACUCGGAGCUGUUGGACUGGAGAAUAACACCCAGAGGAAGGGACAAAUGGAACUCCUCACAGGCCUAUCAGAGCCCAGUAUCCCCUCUAAGUCCUGCCUGUGGGACUGUUAGCAAACGGCGGCACUCGCUGGAUAUGGGCUCCUCUGUUGCCCUAGCUACUGAUGCCGCAGCUACAGUUGCCAGGCGAUAUGGAGCAGUCAGUUACGCCAAGCGGCUAAGCGUGAUCUGGACAAGGCGGAGCCAGUCGCUUCACGGAAUGCUGGUGCAGUGCGCCUCGACGACAAGCACAACUUCUUCAACAAACAGCGAUGACGGCGAGGGCGGCGGGAGCUUUGCCGGUCCCUGCGAUUUCCAACGGGGAUACAUCCACGCUUAUAACACUACUAACUCCAACUCUAACACUGGCUUCACUGCCGGGAAGGCUGGCAAUGUAAAAGACAGGGCCAGGGAGAAAGGGAAGGACGGAAGGAGCGCUGAAGAACUGGAGGAAAGCGUGGUAUAGGGGUUGUGGAGCAGAGUGCAAAAGGAUUAAGGGUUCUGUGAGUGGAUGUUGAUUUGAGAAGGCCAAAGAGGUGGAGUCUGGAGAAAAUGAGGGAGAAAGUAAGGGGAGAUGAAGGGAUUGUAGAUAAAGAAGGGUCUCACUUUUGCAGCUCCUUGAUUUGCACAUGGGUUAGGGUCGCGCGGAAAAAUGCAGAGAAGAGGGGAAAGCACACCUGGAACUGAGGUGAAGAUUUUUAAGAGGCUCUCUUACGGGUCUGAAGAGAGAUGGGCAGUAAGAUAAGCGAGGAAAGAGCUGUGACAAGAAAAUAUGGAGAGCAGGGGGGAAGAAAACAGUGGUCUUUAAAUACUCUGAGGCUGAGGUCUUUCAGUAAAUAACCGAUGCUUAAUACAAAUGAAAGCAGUAGGACAAAAACAAAAAUCUAAGACGAAGAAGGCGACAACUGUGAGAACAGAUGAUCCGAGUGGUAUAUAGUUAGAGAAAGAGGGAGCAACAUAAUCAAAGAUGGGGCAACAACAGUAGAGCGUCAGGUUGUGAGGCAGAGACGGAGAUGGUGUGAGCUCAGCGUGGAUCUUAGUAAAGCCUUUGCAUUGAUAGAGCCACAUUUUUGCUAACACCCCGGCCCAAGUAUUACCAUAAGGAUUUACACAGGAUCAAAAACAGGAACACAACUGGUAAUAGCGGGGGAAGAAAAAAAACACUUCCCUGCCAACAAUACAACAGUGAAAUGGGCCCGGAUGGCGUUGCCCUGCUUUGUUAUUUCGACUCCGACACCGACGGCCAUCUUGAAACUCUUUUUUUUUUUUUUUCCAAAUAGCAACGAAUGUGACUUUUAUGUGUCCUCUACGUCUGGACAAUGAUUUUGGCUCGCUGUGCUCGCGGAUUAUGGGAGUAUAAAUACAGAGCCGGGCGCAUUUGACAUGAUCAAUCGAUACGGGCUGGAAAGAGCGAGUGGAGCACAGACAUUAUUAAAAGAAAGACACUGGGAUUACAACGGAGUCAAUAUGGAUUACAAAAUGGAGGAGACAGGGGUGGCGAACAUGCAAACGUCAGAGGAUAAUGGACCGAACAAAUGAAUAAUGCUAAUGGAUGCAUAAGUGUGCAUGCACCGAUGGAUCAGGGUCAGGAGCGUGUAGGUGUGCCUCCGUGUGUAUUUGUGCGCGCACAUGUAUAUGAAUGUCUGUGAGGGGCGAUCCAGCGAACCCGACUCCAUCCAUGUUUAAAAAAUAGUUUUGUGCUUUCUGGACAUGCCGUAAAAAAGAAUAAACCUAAAGAUGUUAAGAUUGGAGGUGGUCUCAAAGCGAAGCGCGCGUGAAAAGGCCCCUUUUUACACCACGACCAGUGAAUCACUAUUUUCAGCAAUGUAGCAUGGUCAGAAAGCGUCGAGAGGGGAAUCUCAGACAUUUCAGAUUCCUUUUGUGUGACUUCAGACUUCUAUGUGCCACAUGAGUUCAUUAAAUCCAAACUGUGAAUGUUUUCAGAAAAGAAGCUGGGAAAAAAAAAAAAAAAAAAAAAAAAACUCACAAUAACAGAACCACUAUGGAAUCCACUAUCUUGGAAGACUCCAACGGCACAGACCAGAGAGACUCUUAAAUCUUCUAUCAAAGAGAGAUAAAAAUUAAAAGAAAAAAACUUGAAAGUACAUAUAUAUAUAUAUAUAGUACAUAUAUAUAUAUAAAAAUAAUGUUAUUUGUCGCACCGCGUGUUUCUGUUUUUCAAAGUUUUCUGGGGAAUGUUAGGAUCCAAUGCAAAAAGUGUGUGAUAUUUUGUUUUAGACAAAAAAAAUAAUAAAAAAAAUCCUCCUGAUUAGAACAGAACAAUGUUUAUUAUAACUAGGCAGAAAAAUAAAGACACAGAAUAAGCACACGGCACAAAACACACACUAACUGCCAAGCACAUACAUCCCAAAAAAACACACACACACGUGCGCUAACAGAUGCCUAUAAAACAGAGCCAACUACAUUAAUAAUAAUAAUAAUAAUGAUGAUGACUUUUAACCAUUAAUGUUGUUUCCUUUCUGUUUUUAUUUCAUUUUGCCAAAGUCAAUAUUGUUCUCUGGACUUGAUAUAAAUAAUAAAAAUUACAUGUAUGGAACAGAGACUGACUCAUUAA
This is a messenger RNA of Mugil cephalus (flathead mullet), 7762 nucleotides long. Its product is annotated as leucine-rich repeat and fibronectin type-III domain-containing protein 4. Gene Ontology annotation, molecular function: protein binding. The record is from RefSeq and is a predicted model, not a curated record. NCBI's taxonomy places the organism in Eukaryota, Metazoa, Chordata, Actinopteri, Mugiliformes, Mugilidae. The transcript is spliced from 8 exons. Bases 2504 to 5653 code for a protein of 1049 amino acids.